UGUAUGAUCGGAACAAUUUCGAGUUGUGCAAUAAAGUGUGGUACUACUUUAGGAAAAAUAACACUAUCACAUACUACAUCUUACACGAGAACUCCACUUAUUCGUGCUGAUUAUUGAACCAAACAAUCAAAUCACCCUUUUAUUCUAUUCUAGUAUUCUACUACGUUUAAAGACUCACAUUUAUUUUGUCACUAAAACCAUCAAAAUCCAGAACAGCAAUCUUUCAAAUACAAUAAAUAUAUAGAUCAGAAAGCGUCAAUGUCAGAGGUUAAAUCUCCUGUUAAUGUAAAUAUCUUAGAUUCUGAAGAAGUUGUAGCUUCAGAAUUGUCAAAAUACGUCGCUGAUUUGUCUGAUAAGUUUGUCAGAGAAAGGGGCGUUUUUACUGUUGUUCUUUCUGGGGGAUACCUUAUACAAAAUCUCAGGAAAUUGGUGGAACCACCCUAUUCAAAUUCAAUUGAUUGGUCAAAAUGGCAUGUGUUCUGGCUUGAUGAAAGAGUUGUUCCCAGAGAUCAUCCUGACAGUAAUUAUAAGCUUGCCUUUGAUGGUUUCUUGUCUAAGGUACCUAUCCUAAUUGGGCAAGUUUAUGCCAUCAAUGAUGCACUCUCCCCAGAAGGGGCAGCUGAAGAUUACGAAACCCGUAUCAGAAAACUCGUCGAAAGCAAUGUGAUAGCAACAUCACAAGCUACAGGCUUCCCAAAAUUCGACCUUAUGCUUUUGGGCAUGGGUCCAGAUGGACAUGUCGCGUCUUUGUUUCCUGGUCAUCCGCUCCUUAAGGAGCAUAAGAAAUGGGUUACCUUUAUUAAGGACUCGCCAAAACCACCUCCAGAGCGAAUCACUUUCACCUUUCCUGUAAUCAACUCUUCUGCUUACAUUGCUCUUGUGGUUUGUGGAUGUGGCGAGGUCAAUGCAGUGAAGACGGUGCUCGGUGACAAGAGUACUACUGAUGUUCUGCCAGCUCAAAUGGUUUCGCCGGAAGAUGAGAUGACUUGGUUUCUAGACAAAGAAGCAGCCUCGUUGUUGUAGAUAAGAUCUCAUGCUUCUAGAUGCAUCAAUAUGUACCUCCUAUUGUGAGGACUUGUAUGACUUUGAUUGUAUGAUUACUACUGAAUAAAAUUGAUGUAUGUCAUGAACUUAAUGAACUAUGACUUAUAUAAUGGAAUAAGAAGUGAAGUUACCCAGCAGGCCAGCAGUAAUUGGGUUAGCUCUAU
Molecule: messenger RNA, 1208 nt
Organism: Chenopodium quinoa (quinoa)
Lineage: Eukaryota; Viridiplantae; Streptophyta; Magnoliopsida; Caryophyllales; Amaranthaceae
Product: probable 6-phosphogluconolactonase 4, chloroplastic
Exons: 3
Coding region: 259-1023 (254 amino acids)
Biological process (GO): carbohydrate metabolic process; pentose-phosphate shunt
Molecular function (GO): 6-phosphogluconolactonase activity
Source: RefSeq, a predicted model, not a curated record